AUGGCUCAGUCUCCCUCCGAAAAACUGCUCCUCGGAGCCGACAUGGCAAAGCGCUUCCUGGGCGAGGAACUACUUUCUCGACUCAGUGUAAACGCGUCUCAGAAGGACGACAUUUUCACCAAAACGAGUCAGGAAUACAUCGCCGAGGUGUGCUUCUCGAGCUACGCACGCCCCGGCUUGAAAUUCCGCGAACGCGCCUUGAUGAACAUUGCCAUGCUCACGGCCCUGAACAGAGGGCCUGAGCUGCGCAUUCAUGUUGCUGCUGCCCUUCACAAUGGUAUUACCGAGGAGGAGAUUUCUGAGGCUUGUAGACACGCAAUGGUCUACUGUGGUGUCCCCGCGGGUAGGGAUGCUCUUGCGGUUGCUAGCGAGGUUGUUAGUUCGGUGAAGGGAGUAUCGGAAAGUAAGAUUUGA
This is a messenger RNA of Aspergillus steynii IBT 23096, 414 nucleotides long. Its product is annotated as carboxymuconolactone decarboxylase family protein. The record is from RefSeq and is a predicted model, not a curated record. Gene Ontology annotation, molecular function: peroxiredoxin activity. The transcript is spliced from 2 exons. NCBI's taxonomy places the organism in Eukaryota, Fungi, Ascomycota, Eurotiomycetes, Eurotiales, Aspergillaceae. Bases 1 to 414 code for a protein of 137 amino acids.